AUGGGAUUCGCCUCCAAGAUCGCCAACGCGCAGAUGAACUCCGGCUCCGGCGUCUAUGGGGGAGCUCCCCCUACCGGAUACACGGGCGGCCCUCCUCCUGCUGGUGGAUAUCAGCAGAAGCCUCAGCAGCCUCAGCAGCAGCAACCUCAGCAGUAUCAGGCUUAUUCUGGUGGAUCGUCUUCAGGUUAUCCCCCUCAGCCGCCUCAGAGCGCACCCUACCCUCCCCAGAAUGCACCUUACCCCCCUGGCCCCCCUGGAGGCCCUCCCGGAGCUCCUCGUCCCCAACAGGGGCCUCCCGGAGGUCAGUUCGGACCACCUGGCGGUCCCGGCGGCGCACCUGUUGGGCCUGCCACUCCCCAACAGCUCGACGCGUACCGAGGGCUCCUGAUUGCGACAAUUCAAGAGAAAGGUCUUCAGCAUUUUUACCCUCCUGAUAAGCUAGAUAGGCUGGUACAAGGCCUUUCUAGAGAUGGACCUGCCAAGGUUAACAGGAUCGUGAACGAGUUCAAUCUGCCUAUGGAAAUAGCCAUGGAUGUUAUCAAGCUUUCGCUUUAUGAUAUUGUCCUCUACGUUGACGACAGCGGUUCAAUCGAGUUCGAGGAGAGAGGCGUGAGAAAGGAGCAGCUGAAGCAAAUCCUCGGCAUUGUUGCGACGGUGGCAUCCACUUUCGAUGAGGAUGGUAUCAACUUACGUUUCAUGAACAACGAUUUCAUCCAAAACAACAUUCGCAACUCGCAAGAAGUGGAACAAGUCAUUUCCAAUAUACGUUUCUCCGGUAUGACGCCAUUAGGGACUGCGCUGAGGGCCAAGGUGCUUGAACCCUUGAUCAUAGGCCCGGCAAGAGCCAGUCGCCUGCAGAAGCCGGUUCUGGUCAUCUCAAUUACCGAUGGGCAGCCAGCUGGAGAAUCUCAGGAUGCUGUGUCGCAGGGAAUUCGCAACACUAUUGAUGAGGUUUCGAGGACUCCGUACGGGCGAGGUGCGGUUGCGUUCCAGUUCUCGCAGGUUGGAAAUGAUACCAGGGCUCGCGACUUCCUCGGCAGUCUGGACGAAGACCCCAGCAUUGGUGGCUUUAUUGACUGCACAUCCAAUUUCGAGGUCGAACAGGACGAAAUGUCGCGUGCUAACCCACCUGUCCACUUGACUCGCGAGCUGUGGUGCGCGAAGCUGAUGCUUGGUUCUAUCGAUGCCUCCUAUGAUGUCAAGGACGAAGCCAGCAGUGCUCCACCCCGUCCAGGGCCUCCUCCGGGCCAGUUCGGCGGCUACAGCCAACCUCCCGCACCAAGCUACGGAUCGUCUGCGCCCUACAACCCGGGGCAACAGGCCUACAGUCCCGCACCUUACCCCCCAUCCAGCCAAGCACCAGGCGGCUACGGGCAGCAACCGCCAUACGGACAACAGCCACCAUACGGACAACAACCGCCAUACGGGCAGCAGCCGCCAUAUGGGCAACCACCGCAGGGGCAGCCACCGCAGCCCUACGGCCAGCCGCCGCAACAACCUCCACAGCCUUAUGGUCAACAGCAGUACGGUCAGCCACCGCAGCCACCGUAUGGACAACGGCCUCCUCAGGGUCCUCCGUCUGGUUACCCGGGUCAGCAACCCGCUUACGGGCAGCCGCCUAGGUACUGA
Molecule: messenger RNA, 1629 nt
Organism: Aspergillus puulaauensis
Lineage: Eukaryota; Fungi; Ascomycota; Eurotiomycetes; Eurotiales; Aspergillaceae
Gene: rfeF
Product: putative transcription factor RfeF
Exons: 5
Coding region: 1-1629 (542 amino acids)
Source: RefSeq, a predicted model, not a curated record